UAUUUAAAGGCGCGCGCCAGCGCCGCGUCGUCGCGGUCCUCGGGCCCGGGUCAACGGAGCGUAGCGCUAUGGCCGGCUGCCUCGUGCUCAACAACGGCGCCAAGAUGCCCCUCGUGGGGCUGGGCACCUGGAAGUCCCCUCCGGGCAAAGUGACGGAGGCUGUGAAGGUGGCGAUUGACGUCGGGUACCGCCACAUUGACUGCGCCCACGUGUACCAGAACGAGAACGAGGUGGGGGUGGCCAUCCAGGAGAAGCUCAAGGAGCAGGCGGUGAAGCGCGAAGACCUCUUCAUCGUCAGCAAGCUGUGGUCCACGUACCAUGAGAAAAACAUGGUGAAAGGAGCCUGCAAGAAGACACUCAGCGACCUGAAGCUGGACUACCUGGACCUCUACCUUAUCCACUGGCCCGUCAGCUUCAAGCCCGGGAACGAGUUUUUCCCACUGGACGGGAAAGGCAAUGUGAUUGCCUCUAACACCGAGUUUUUGGACACGUGGGAGGCCAUGGAAGAGCUGGUGGAUGAGGGGCUGGUGAAAGCUAUUGGGAUCUCCAACUUCAACCAUCUCCAGAUCGAGAAGAUCUUAAACAAACCUGGCUUGAAGUAUAAGCCAGCAGUUAACCAGAUCGAGGUCCACCCAUACCUCACUCAGGAGAAGUUAAUCCAGUAUUGCCAGUCCAAAGGCAUUGUGGUGACAGCCUACAGUCCCCUCGGCUCUCCCGACAGGCCCUGGGCCAAGCCUGAGGACCCUUCCCUACUGGAGGACCCCAGGAUCAAAGCCAUAGCUGACAAGUACAAGAAAACCACAGCCCAGGUGCUGAUUCGGUUCCCCAUGCAGAGGAAUUUGGUCGUGAUCCCCAAGUCUGUGACACCUGAACGCAUCACUGAGAACUUUCAGGUCUUUGACUUUGAACUGAGCAGCGAGGACAUGACCACUUUACUUAGCUACAACAGGAACUGGAGGGUCUGUGCCUUAGUGAGCUGUGCCCACCACAAGAAUUAUCCCUUCAAGGAAGAGUUUUGAGCGGUGGGUGCCUGCCACUCCCCAGGCGACCUGCCACCGUCCUCCCUGCCUCAGUCUUCCCGUAUGUAGUAUAGUAGGUCAUGUCCCUUAGGGCAGGGCAGCCACCUGCAGUGCCCAGGGAGGGCCUGGCCAGCCUGGCAUUGGAUCAAAAGAGCAGUCUCAGUAGAUUAGAGAUCUCUUCCAGUUUUCUUUGCCUUUCUUGUCCAGCUCCCAGGGAAAGUACCCUUUUCUGACUAAGCUGAGUCUACGAAGUGAAAAUUAGUGCCACUAACAGUUGGAUUUUGGCUGCUUGGAACUGUAAUCCUUUCAGCCAUAUUUCUCCUUGCCUCAAAUAAAAAGCACUUUUGUGAGCUUGA
Messenger RNA from Miniopterus natalensis, 1375 nucleotides. RefSeq names its product aldo-keto reductase family 1 member B (gene AKR1B1). The record is from RefSeq and is a predicted model, not a curated record. NCBI's taxonomy places the organism in Eukaryota, Metazoa, Chordata, Mammalia, Chiroptera, Miniopteridae. Gene Ontology annotation, molecular function: oxidoreductase activity.